AGUGACUGUCUGUUUCAAUAUUAACAACAAGCCCAGCAGACUAGUGUAGGAUAUAUAUACUCGUAUAGGCCAGUGUUGUCCAAACUGGGGUGUGCGUAUCCCUGGGGGUACGCGCACCCCAAAUAAUAUAUUGGUUGCUAAAAGGUGGUGGGGAGGUUUUGAAUUUUUUGUUUUAUAUUUCUCCUUGCAAAUAAAACAUUACAUUAGACUUUUGUCGUUUUUGUUUCUGUUGUAGAAUGUAAAUGAAAUCCAUAAAAUAUUCAUUAUCUGUACAACAAAUCAAUCUGCUACAGGCCCCGCACUUCGUUAAUCCAACUCAGCUGUCAAGCAUUUAAGCUUUUAUCCAUCAUGAAGAGGCAGUUCAAGCUGUCAGGUGCAGCAAACAAGAAAAGAAAAAAGGAGGAAGAGGAAAAACGAGUCCAAAGUAGAGAUGCAUUGAGAAAAUACCUGCAGCCACAACAGCAACCUGUAAAAGCUGCUACAGAGGAGUCUGAGGAGGCCUCGGUGUCAAUGCCUUCUGCCCAAGUAGAAGAUCCAGAAGGAGGACCCAGCACCAGCAGCUGCAGCACACUCAAUGACGAUGUCCCACUCCCCCUGCCUAAAGAUACUUCACAAUCAACCCCAAUAGGCACAGCAACAGAUGAAUGUGAGUACAGUGAGUCUGUUACAGCAACACCCAUUGAUCCCGCUGACUGGUCACCCGAGUUGUCUGAUGGAGAGAGGAUCGAGUUGGUGGUCGACCCUAAAAAAACAUGUGGACACAACUUUGAAAUCCUGGGCAGACACACGGUGGGAGAGUCGAAUCAACAGUGUUGA
Messenger RNA from Eriocheir sinensis (Chinese mitten crab), 816 nucleotides. RefSeq lists its product as uncharacterized. The coding region runs from base 349 to 816 and encodes 155 amino acids. The transcript is spliced from 4 exons. The record is from RefSeq and is a predicted model, not a curated record. Lineage: Eukaryota; Metazoa; Arthropoda; Malacostraca; Decapoda; Varunidae.